Messenger RNA from Carica papaya (papaya), 3111 nucleotides. The record is from RefSeq and is a predicted model, not a curated record. NCBI's taxonomy places the organism in Eukaryota, Viridiplantae, Streptophyta, Magnoliopsida, Brassicales, Caricaceae.
CAACUCGCUCCAAUCUGAACUACUCAGGAUCCCCAGCUCACCCCAAACCAGAUGAGGAAACAAUCUCCUCUUCGUUCGAGGCUCUGAUCCGAGUAGAGUAACUGCAAAUCUGAUCUAACGCCACACACAUGAAGCACUUUACCCUGAUUUCACCUUCAGUUUCAGCUCAGAAAACCCACCAAAAUCCACAUCUCCCGUCGAGGUAACUCUCUCUUUCUCUCUCUCUCCAGCAACAGAGUGACAGAGAUAUGCAUAACUCAUACAUUAGCUCAACGGUACUAUCACUUAGGAGUAAAGGGUCUUUCUCAUUUUCAAUCAAUGACUACUCUAACUUACUGAGUGAAAGAUUUGAUACAACCCCGUCAUCCUCAUCUAAUUGUUGUUCAUGCUGCUCUUGUUGUACAUCAUGUGCCACCCAUAAUAAGUUGUAUAUAAACCCUUGCUUUGUGCCUGGGUUGAGGCAAUCCACACUUAUUCAGUGGCGUACUCGUAGAAGAAGGUUGGUCUUGGCUGGUGGGAACGGUUACUUUUAUCGCUUUCCAGUUUAUGAUCUUGAUAGAGAUUAUUACCAGGUAUCUUGUUCUGUUAAGGAGAGCUAUGGUUGUGGAACUACUGACAGAAGGACUGGGAGAUUUAGAUGCAGGGUUUUCGAGGAAAAGAAUGAUGGGUAUCAGUUAGAUUGUGUAGAUGAUGCCGAGGCUGUAAUUAGCUUGUUGAGUGAAGAACUCGGGGAGGAAUGUUUAGGUAGUAGGGAGAGAAGUGAGAUUUCAUAUAAGAAAGUGGAGGUGAAGAAGAGAAGCAAACCCAGAGGCGAAUGUUACCUCAAGAAUAACAAGAGAGCAGAAGUGGAGAGGAGAUUGAAUUCAGGUAAAAGAGGCUAUAGAGGAAAUAGAAAGAGAGUAGAAAUAGGGAGCAAAGAGGAUAAUGGUCAUGAAAAUUAUGAGGGAAAGAAGUUAACUUUUGAGUCAGACUUGUUGGAGAGUGACUCGAGGUGUCAAUAUGGUUCAGUCACAUUGCAAUCGAAAGGGGAGGUUCAUGGCAGGAAUGAAGACAGGGAAGAUUCCUCGAGAGAGGAAGGUCAUCGGGGGAGGAGGAAAAGUUCUAGUUGUUCAUCAUACUAUUCAUUUUCAUCUUUGGAGAACUUUGAAAGUGACACAGAAGUUAAGGAUGAGGAUUUCGGAUUUGUGGAAGAAGUUUCAAGCUCAAUUGAUGACUUAGGAAGUGGUACAGGGGGUCAGUCUGAGGUUCGAGCUCUUGAAGAAUUUAGAAGACAUAGGAGUGAUAAGGCUGCAGGUGAGGAAAUUUUAGAACAGAAGUAUAGUGCAGCAGGAAAUAAUAUUGACCGGGAUUCCCCAAAAAUGUUAGAAAAGAGGCUUAUUGAAGUAACAGUUAGAGAAAAACAAUCUAGAGAGGGAUCUUCAACUAAAGAAGGAAAAAUGUUAAGGACUAGUCAUGAAGGAUAUGUGAAGGCCUCUAGUCCUCAAAAGCAUUUUGGUGUUGAUGAAAAGGAAUCAGUUUUUACUGUGAAUUUGGACCACAGAAGAAAAAAGCAGCAUAUACAGCAGAUCUGUGGUAAUGAUGCUAAAAUGAUCACUCAUUCACAAAAGCGAUUUAGUGGCAGAGAAGAAAAGAUGAUGGGGAGUGGACUCAGAUCUGGGAAAAAGAACCGAGCAUUCAGUUGGCUAUGUUGGCUCAAUGGAGCAGGUAAAGCAACUGAUAGUUUGAGUUUAAUUGAACAAUCGGAAAGUGGAUUUACAUCAGAAGUUACUGGCUCAACUUCUGCCGAGGCAGAAUUUGGUUGGAAUUUAGAUGGAAGUUCUCAUGGCACCAAUUCUGAGAUGGCACCGGAAACAUCGUUAUCUUUACAAGAGAGAAGCAUUCAUGGAUCUUCGCUUAUGAAAGAAGUAUCAGAAGCUGGUAACAUUAUUAUCUCUGGUAGUGGGUCCAGGGAGCAGAUAAAGCAACCUGAUAGUCUGAUUAUAAACGAACAAUUGGGCUCUUUAGGGAAGGAUGGCGAGUUAAAACAAAGGAAGCUUCAGAGGAACAAACAAGUCCUGAGAGAUAGAUUUGAUGAAUGGGAAGAAGCGUACGUACUUGAAACCGAGCAGCGGAAAAAUGAUGAAAUGUUCAUGAGGGAAGCAUUAUUGGAAGCCAAUAAGGCUGCUGAUAUCUGGGAGGUUCCUGUUGGGGCUGUCCUAGUACAAGAGGGGAAGAUUAUUGCUCGUGGUUGUAACCUAGUAGAGGAGUUACGGGACUCAACAGCCCAUGCAGAAAUGAUUUGUAUACGGGAGGCUUCAAAACUACUUAACUCAUGGAGACUUGCGGGUACUACUCUUUAUGUAACACUUGAACCAUGUCCCAUGUGUGCUGGAGCAAUUCUUCAAGCAAGAAUUGACACACUUGUGUGGGGAGCUCCCAACAAGCUUCUUGGAGCUGACGGCAGUUGGAUUAGGCUUUUCCCUGAUGGAGGAAAUGGAUCAGAGUUGAGUGAUAAGCCAGCUGCUCCUGUCCAUCCAUUCCACCCAAAAAUGAAAAUCCGGAGAGGAGUAUUGCCAUCAGAGUGUGCUGAUGUAAUGCAGCAAUUUUUUCAGCUGCGGAGAAGGAAGAAGGAGAAGAAUGCAGAAACAUCGCCCCCACCUUCUUGUCUUCCUAUUAGGGGCCAUCCAUCAAAAGCCCUGGCUAAGAUGCACGAUAUCUUCCACAUCAUGUUUUGUUUAUAAGGGUCUUCAAACCUUGUUUCUUGCUGUUGGUAAAAAUAGGUGCACAAAAGAAAUAUUAAUCAUCAUGGGUUAACACAUUCUUCAAAAGAUCUAUACCUUUAUGAGCAUGAAUAUGAUGUUCGGGAUGGACCAGCUGAAGUAUCUUGUUGGAAAGCCGGCCUUUUCUGAAACCUACAGAGUAUGUCUUAAUUUGAUCAAAUGACACGACUGAGAAUAUAUACCUUCUGCUGUAAAUUGUAAAACCUCCUGGGACUGGAUUGGCUGAAAGUUAUUUAUACCCGUCUAUUCUUUGUUUAUAAGAUUUUGGGGGAAAAUUUAUUACUUCAGCUCAAGCUGUAAUAUUAAAUUCUUCAAUUGCUUCUCCCUUAAAAGAAAGAACUUUUGUUUGGCA